GGGCGCCUCUGCGGCGGCGCCCCCCGCCUCUUCCUGCUCCAGGGACCAGAAGAGGACCAGGAGUCCGAGUCGGAGCUGACCGUAACUCAGCUGAAGGCCCUGCGCAAGCAGCAGCAAGAACGACUGGAGAAGACGAUGCUGGGGGAGGACUCUGACGAGGAAGAUGAAAACGAGCAGAAGAGAACGGAGAGCAAUCCCAACAGUGACCUGAGCUGCUCCUGGGGAAUGGGGGAGGAUGCUGAGGACGAUGAGGCUGAAGAAAACCCUAUUGCUAUUGAAUUUCAGGAGGCACAUGAUGCCUUCUAUAUGAAAGAUCCUAGAAAGGCCCUGCAGGGCUUUUUUGACAGAGAAGGAGAAGAGCUAGAAUAUGAAUAUGAUAAUCGUGGGCACAAUAGCUGGCUGUGCAGAGUCAAAUUGCCUGUGGACGACGCAUCAGGGAAGCAGCUGGUGGCAGAGGCUCUCCACACAGGCAAGAAGAAAGAAGCAAUGGUGCAGUGUGCACUGGAAGCGUGCAGGCUGCUGGAUGCGAGGGGAGUGCUGCGGCAGGAAGCAGUAUCCCGCAAAAGGAAAACAAAGAACUGGGAAGAUGAGGAUUUUUAUGACAGUGAUGAUGAUACCUUCCUUGAUCGAACUGGUGCUGUAGAAAAGAAACGACUCAACAGAAUGAAAAAAGCUGGUAAAAUAGAAGAAAAACCAGACACAUACGACACUCUGGUCAAAAAAUUAAAUGAAGCUGAAAAUGAGCUUUCUGAGAUAACAGCAAAGUUGAAGGCUUCAGGGAAAGGUAAGGCAUGA
Tinamus guttatus (white-throated tinamou) is the source of this 795-nucleotide messenger RNA. NCBI's taxonomy places the organism in Eukaryota, Metazoa, Chordata, Aves, Tinamiformes, Tinamidae. The record is from RefSeq and is a predicted model, not a curated record.